Messenger RNA from Phytomonas sp. Hart1, 2949 nucleotides. The record is from the annotation of a GenBank genome assembly. Lineage: Eukaryota; Euglenozoa; Kinetoplastea; Trypanosomatida; Trypanosomatidae.
AUGGAUAUCGAUUUAUCCAACAGGAAUAUCCCGGAGCUGUGUUUUGACGAAGAUGCGAUUACCCAAGAGGAGGCUCUUGCCACGGCCGCUGUAGGGGCUUUGUCGGUCACGAGGAACCGAAUCACUCGAAUUCAAGGGCUUGAUACAGCUUUCAGCAAUUUGACGAGACUCGAUCUCUCAUAUAAUGUAUUAGGUACAGGGACAACCUUGGUACCUGCUUGCUUUGCAAUGGCGGAACGAGGGCCUACUACAAUGCACGGGCACGACAACUACUGUGAAGGUAUUGCACAAUGGAUUGUGGCGCUCCCUCGAACACUAGAGUCCCUUGAUGUCUCACAUAAUUGCCUAAGCAGUUUUGCAUAUUGCUCUUGUACUUCUAAUGGUAGGUCACUUUCAUCAUCAACAGUAUCUGCUGCUGCACCAUCUGAUUUCUAUAUUCGCUACUUGAGACACGCAUGCCCACUCACGUUGAGUUUAUUUUUCGACUCCCACCGUUUUCCAAAAUUACAUCAUCUGAACUUAUCUCAUAAUGCUCUUGGAGUGAGUGUUUCUGAAAGCGAUGCAAUGGAGGGCAUCUGGCAGCGUACUUUUCCCAAAGUGUUAAAGAUGGGCUCGGUUGGCUGCUACACAUGCGCUGUUGAGAACUUAAAUGUUUCUUAUAAUACAGAUUUGUCAUGCGUUAAUUGCUUUUUGUUUAAUGACUACCCACCUAAGAAUGACAGUGGCACGUCUUUGCCACCAUCGUCGUUGUUUGGUUUGGACACAUUGGACUUGCGAGGGUGUAAUAUAAGUGAUUUGGUUGGCUUGUCUGGAGUUUGUCCCUUUGCACCGCGUUUGCAGCGUCUGGAGCUGGAUGGAUCUCCCAUCAAGGAGACUAUUUUGGGUUCUAACCACACGGUCAUAGUCAACAUUAUCAAGUCGCUAAUACUGUCGGCUUCCAUGGAAUUCACUUGUCAUACAUCUGAAUAUGAACUGGAAGGUACAAACAAAGCCUCAUAUCAGAAUGUGGCGCUUCGUAAGGUAGUACAGGAUCUCACCCAGAACCACGGGGACCUUUUUACGGAGUCUCUUAAAAAGCAUCUGGCAUCUUCAACCUCCUCCGAACGGGCCAUCGACCUUGAAUCCUGUGCAUAUGCUUCAGUUUUGUUGGAGGUAAUUCCGAGUCUAAAGCUUCUUGAUGGAUCCCUUCAUGUCGUAGAAUGCAAAGAAGCUAUUAUCAAUGCAACACAGCGCACACUAGUAAUGUUAAGCUCAACCCGUUAUACGCAUCCCUCCAAUGUCACUUCCCAACCUACGACAGCCUCACUCAAGCCGAUGGACGCUCCAGACGCUGAUGAAACUCGGAUCGGCGAAGGCCUCCACCGUAUCGCCUCCACGGUGAUGCCACAGCUCCAUACUCGCGUUUGGAUCGGCGGAUCCCCAUCGUCGCAGGACCCGGAAACCACGACGCCACUUUCCGAACGAACCCAAGAGGGCUUGAUGGCGCACGAAGGCUGCGUUAAUGUGGCACAAGAGGGACGCCUCGUCGAGGUGCCGCUGUGCCCCAUGUCCCUUCCCCUCGGUGAUGGCGACACGGCAGCCUACGAUGCGUUGUGUCAGCGAUCUCAGAAACUAAAGAGGGAGCUUCUGGACAGUCAGAAACGCUGUCGCAGUUACACGGAACAAAGCAAGGAGCUGCAAUCUCAACUUAUGGCUGACCGGAAGCACAUUACUGACCAACACCGAGACAUCCUUCGGCUUCGCGCUGAACGAGAUUUAACACAGGCUAGCUUGCUCGCUCUUAAAAAACGUCUCAAGAAGCGUCAGCAUGAGUUAGCGUACGGAGUGCAGGCGCUUGAGUCCCGAUAUUCCAGUAUGCGCAAACAAGCGGCAAUGAAUCAAAUUAACCAAAGGGAGAAAAUCCUCAAGAAAAAGGAAAAAAACUUGCCGAAACACAAAGGGACUUCUCUACUUUCCACCAUCCGCGACAACUGCCAAUCCCACCAUGAUAACUCAAGACAGAUUCGAAGUGUGGUGCUUCGUGAGGCAGCGAUCCAAAAGAAACUACGUUUACAAAACGAUGAUGAUCCACUAGGAUUCAGUACCAGUCGUUUUCAUAUUGGGAAUGGCAAAGCAGGUGGGAAGUAUGCUAGUCAUGAAAUUAAUUCUGCCUCAGGUGCGAACAACGUAGAGGACGAUGAAUCCCAUCAUUAUUUGCGUUCAUAUCCUCAACAAAAAAAAAUGGAAGCUCAAAAAGCCGCUCAUCGAUAUUGCGGCCGCAUAUCUUCGAAUCAGUACCGCCAGUUGUGCGAGGCCAUCCGCCUAGCAGACCCUUCCAAGGCGUCACCCUCGGCAAGCGGUGAGCUUCCGUCGGGUAAUGUUUCGGCUGUGGAAGCCAGUAAGGCGUCCAAUGAAGGCGCCGCCGACUUACGUGGCCUUGCCGAACAGAAUCUUAGCACGCUUUCGCUAACAGAGCUAUUCGAGGCGGCAGCGUCCAUUCGGCAUCGGCAAUUAGCACUGCAGCAAGUUAGUACUUCGGCUUUUCAGGAAGCCAACGCUUUACAGCCUGCUAUAAAUACUGCAUCUUUUGAGGCUUCCACUAUUAUACAUGCCACCAACACUGCUUUACCAGCUUUUUUUAAGCAAAAAGUUUCAUCGCAAAUUAUAGAUGAGUUAUAUAAUAUAAGCGAUCACCGGCUCACCGCUUCCGAUGUUCCAGAAAAGUUGCAUGCACUUAGCGCGAAGCAUGAUGAUUCCGUCUUUUUAAGCGCACUGGAUCAUGUUGAAAUACCAUCUUCUAUUUCUCUUGCUGGGGACAAUGAUAUUGAGACUGGUGGUGUUGAUGCACUUGAUUCUCUCAAUGUCUUUGGGGGAGACGAAAGUAUCGACAGCCAUCACUCUCCGUCCAAGGCUAAUAGUAUGAUCCAUGCUCUCGUAAAUCAGAAUUCAGUUAAUCGAGGUCUAUUCUAA